AUGGGUGACCGCACCGCCGACAAUCAAAAGAUUAUUAGCCAAGGACACGCGAAAGCGCACGGCGGCCAUUUCAAGGCAGAUGCGUUCUUGUACAGUGAAGAAGGCCGGUACAUUGACGAAGAUGGCACAGUGCAUCCGCCGCGAUAUGACACCAACACAUUCCGAUGUCUCUAUGGUGUUGAGCCGAGCAUAGCAGAGAUCAUCAACUACACUCCAACUAUUCAAGUCUUGGAAAAACAUGCUACCAUCGAAGCCUCCGACCGCCUUGAAGCAACUGACGCAUUGAAAGCACGGUUUGACACGUUUCUACGUACCCUGAAAGAAGCCGGGUACCCCGAAAACUACCUCAACAUGAUGGCUCCCGAAUACCAUCAGUUCAAGGAAGUCAGAUCAGCGUACAGAGAAUUCUGGGCGGCGACCUAA
Aspergillus neoniger CBS 115656 is the source of this 423-nucleotide messenger RNA. RefSeq lists its product as uncharacterized. The record is from RefSeq and is a predicted model, not a curated record. The transcript has 2 exons. NCBI's taxonomy places the organism in Eukaryota, Fungi, Ascomycota, Eurotiomycetes, Eurotiales, Aspergillaceae. The coding region runs from base 1 to 423 and encodes 140 amino acids.